AUGGAUAUCCUACAAAACUCCUACGAGUAUGGCAGGUCACCUCUGACCUCUUCGUCGCUCUCGAAGCCAUCCAACACGUUCUUAUUUGGCGGGAACAUUUCUCGUUCCCUUUCUCCUCUUCUCCAUGGAAUUCUUUUUCGAUCCAUGAAUGCAUCAUGGGCGUAUCAUCUGGCACAAACAACGGACAAAACCGAGUUUCUCGCAAAACUUGCCGAUCCCACAUGUGUGGGCGCGUCUAUCACCAUGCCCAACAAGGUUGCGUUUGGACCCCUUUUGGACAGUUUGACUGCAGAAGCGCGAGGAAUCGGAGCCGUGAAUACAGCCUUUGUUCGUCUUGACUCUACCGGAAAACGACGAUGGAUCGGUACAAACACUGAUUGUGUUGGAAUCCGCGAAGCCAUUCUUCAACGUGAUCCUCACGCCGUUUCUACGACAAAGGGAAAGCCGGCUAUGGUGAUUGGAGGAGGAGGUGCAGCACGGAGUGCCAUUUACGCACUGGGGAAAUGGUUCUCACCCUCUGAGAUCUACGUUGCGAAUCGAAUGAAAUCGGAAGUUGAUGACAUUGUCAAGUUUUUCUCGACAACAAUGCCAGGUAUCAAGGUCCGAUAUAUUCCGGAUUUGGAUACUGCGCACGAGCUACUUUCUCCAUCUUUGAUAAUUGGUACAAUUCCUGACUAUCCGCCUUCGGAGCCGGGAGAGGUUCUUUGUUGGCAAAUAUGCGAAUGUAUUCUUGAGAAGUCCAAGGAGGGAUUGCUGGUGGAUAUGUGCUAUAUGCCAUCAACGGAGACUCGACUUUUGUGUACGGCAAGAGAUGCUGGAUGGAGUGUUAUUCGAGGUACAGAAGUACUUGUGCGAGUAUGUGUUGCUCAGCAAGACUUGUGGUUGGAAAAGGAGUCGAACGAAAAGGGGGUGGAAGAGGCUAUCGCAGCUAUUGCCAUGCCAAAUAGUAACGUCAAGCUAUAG
Messenger RNA from Penicillium odoratum, 963 nucleotides. RefSeq names its product shikimate dehydrogenase family protein. The coding region runs from base 1 to 963 and encodes 320 amino acids. Gene Ontology annotation, biological process: shikimate metabolic process; chorismate biosynthetic process. NCBI's taxonomy places the organism in Eukaryota, Fungi, Ascomycota, Eurotiomycetes, Eurotiales, Aspergillaceae. Gene Ontology annotation, molecular function: shikimate 3-dehydrogenase (NADP+) activity. The transcript has a single exon. The record is from RefSeq and is a predicted model, not a curated record.